AAUUCUAAGCAAGCUUUUCCCUUUUGGUUUGCUUUUGUUUCUUUGCCAAAAGGAGAGGACACUGAUGUCAAAAGAGAUGAUCUUGCAAGGGCUCUAAUGGUAGCUUUCUCAUCAGCACCUCUUCUUGAGCCAUAUGUCAUUCCCUUGCUUCUUGAAAAACUCUCUUCUUCUCUGCCAUCAUCAAAGCUUGGUGGAGGUUAUCUAUUUGGGUUGCCUUUGGGGUUUGUUACUGAUUCUAUUGGUGCAACAAUUGGUACUACAGCUGCAUUUAUUCUUGGUAGAACAAUUAAGCAUGCCCAGCAUCUUACACCUGGGACUGCAGACCGGUUUGGUGAACUAGGGAUUAUUGCUUCAGUACAGAAUUUGGAAAUAUCUUGUCUUGAAAAGAAUUUGGAUAUGAGACUCGGUGUAGUCACCAAAGAAACUAAACCUGGUCUAACUGGUUGUUGAGAUCAUCUGCACUUUGGUCAGAAAAUUAUCUCCUAAUCCUAAUAGUGCUGCUAUAAUGGCCAUGGGUGUUAACAUCUUGGCAAAGAGAUUGAAAUGGUAAGCUAAUCAUAGUUGAGUUGCUCAUUUUAGUUUGAAACUUUAUGAUGUUAAGAAUAAGUGUUAUACAACAAUGCUUAUGGUUUAAGACAAUUAAAAAAAAAACUGCACUCUAUAUGUUUUAUAUAUUUCUCUAAAAUGGCUGGAUCCUUUUUCAAAUUGGGGUUCUUGAUUGAGUUUCUAUCCCAUGCUGCCAUUGUUGGGUUCAUGGGAGGAGCUUCCAUUACAAUUGCCCUUCAGCAGCUCAAAGGAUUGCUUGGCAUAAAAAAGAAUUUCACAAAGAAGACAGAUAUUGUCUAUGUUUUGCGCUCAGUGUUUAAUUCAACCCACCAUGUUGUAAUAUGAUUUCUUAAGCCUAAACUAGUAGACUAAA
This is a messenger RNA of Humulus lupulus (European hop), 919 nucleotides long. RefSeq lists its product as uncharacterized. The transcript has 7 exons. NCBI's taxonomy places the organism in Eukaryota, Viridiplantae, Streptophyta, Magnoliopsida, Rosales, Cannabaceae. The record is from RefSeq and is a predicted model, not a curated record. The coding region runs from base 97 to 450 and encodes 117 amino acids.